AUCGCUUCUCUGAUGUAAUUUCGCCAUCUAGCGAUGAAACAUGGUGAAAGCCAGAGACCAAUGCGUCAUCGAGCUGCGCGGAAGAAGCACGAGGAGCGAGUUUGUGGACGAAGAUUCACUGGAGAAGAGCAGAAAUAGAAACAUGGCAGCAGCAAGAACAGUAACUCAGGGGCCAGAAACUGCGCUUGCUCAGCGACUCGCCGCCAACGAGAAGUCUGUUAGGACUAAAGCCUUAAAGACUCUAAGGAAGUACAUUAAUUUGCGUUCUCAGAAAGAAGGAGGUGGUUUCACAUGUGAAGAUUUAAUGAAAAUAUGGAAAGGACUUUUCUACUGCUUGUGGAUGCAAGACAAACCACUUCUGCAGGAGGAACUUUCACAAAGAAUAUCUGGCCUGAUCCAUUGCUUCCACACAGCUGACCACCAGCUGCUGUACUUUGAAACCUUUCUUCAGACUCUGAAGAGGGAGUGGAAUGGCAUUGAUAGACUUCGCAUGGAUAAGUUCUACCAGCUGGUCCGUUUUGUGUUCAGAAAGGCCUUUGAAGUUCUCAAGAGGAGAGCAUGGGACACCAGUCUGGUAAAUCGGUUUUUAGAGGUGUUUACAGUGCAGCUUUUACAAAGCACUGGACAUGUUCCAGAUGGCCUGAUGUUUCAUGUCCUCGAGCUGUACAUGACCGAAUUAGCUUGGGUUGGUGCUGCAGAGCUAACAGCAGAACAGAACUUGACUUUCAUUGGCCCUUUCUGCAAGACCAUGGCCAAAACCAAAGAUCGCUCAGUCUUGACUUCCAUCUCCAAAAACAUCUUCUCCACCAUUGUGGACCAUGCUUCCUAUGCUGUGGAGGACCUGAUAAAGGAGUUGAAUUGUGGAGAAGAUACAGACUCUGGCCAGGCUUCUGAGGAUGAAGAGGAAAGUGUAGAAGAUGAACCAAAUAGCAGUGUGUUCAAGAAAGCUAAAGGGAAAAAAGUCGAUGAUGUCUCAGAUGCAGAGGAGAGUGAGGGCAGUGAAGAUGAACUUCUGGAUUUGGAUAAUAUAGAUCCUAAGGAAAAGCUGAGUGAUGAUGACAUUGGACCUGUUUUGCAGUUUGACUACAGCGCUCUAGCCGAUCGACUUUUUGAGCUGGGCAGUCACACGAAUACACCAAACCUCAAUCGAGCCAAAAUGUACAGGCUAGUGAAAAUAUUCAGCGACUUAAGUGAAGGUUUCUUCCCGCAGGAUGAUGUAGUUGUGCGAAAGGAAAACAAAAAGAAGAGACGAUACAAUGCUGAGGCAGCUGAGGAAGAAUCUGCUGCCAAAAAGCUCAAAGCUUGUGAAGAUGUGCAGAAGAGGGAACCAGAACAGGAUGAUGCAACAAAUGAUGGCAGAAGAAUAACUAGAAAGAAGAAAGAAAAACAGAAACAUGAAGGGCAAACUGCACAAGUCCAGACAGAAACAAACAUGCACAUAUCACAGACUGCAGUAGAGACUCCACUGAAGGCAGGAGGAACCCCAGAAAAGAACGGAACAGGAACAGCUGUUACAGUGUCUGGGGUUGUUGUAGAUCUGGAGAGCCAGUCCCUGGUUAUGGACAACAAGCCACGCUCUCAAAGCGAAAUGACGGCCAGUGCCAGGAAAAAACGGAAAAUUAAAAACCUGAAGUCAGAAUUCCAAGAAAUUGUGGAGGAAAUAGCUGCUGAACAUGAGGAUGCUGACAAAAAAUGCCACACAAACACUGAGAUCACAAAGUGCCCUGGUCCUGAUGAACUGGAGGCACAAACAAAUCUUAGUGGAAGGACAAAAAGUGGAAAGAAAGAUAAAAGAAAUAAUGGUGAGGAGCCAAGCCCAAGCCAGUGCAUGUUGAUAAAUGUCUUACACAUGGAAGACAUCAGUACUUCUGCUUCAGCAAAGAAGCCGAAGAGUGCAACAGUACAUGAAAAAAUUGCAGCUGAAAUUGGACCAGAUGUUAGAACAUUGGAUGAGAAGCCAAAAAAUUCCAGUUCGUCACUUGUUGAAACAACUCUUGCUGAGUACCCUGAAGGUGGCAUUUUGAAGAAAAAGAAAAGGCAGAAGAUAAAGAAGGCUACAGAGGAAGAAGACAAAGCAGGCAUAGAUGAUGUAAAAAAUAUUGAAAAAGUACCGAAGGAAAGAAAUGCACCCAUUGAAACAGUGGAUAAUGCUUCAGCCACCAUAAUCGUUGAUGCAACUAAUACAGAAGAGCAGAGGUCAGCUGCUUCUACAAUUAAGAAAAAGAAGAGCAAGAAGCAAAAACUGAAAGAAAUUUCUGUAGAAAUCAACCAGGUUGACCUAGAGGUCAAAGAACCUGAGGUGCCUAAAGAUCCCACAGGUGAAGGUCAAACCUCUGAGGCCAAGGCACUGGAGAAAGAAAAGAAAAAAAACAAACGGGAGUCAUCAAAGAAGCAACUUGAUGCUGAAGCUGAGGUAGAGGCUGCUUGUAGAGUGCCAUCUGUGCUGAAGAAAAAGAAAACCCAGAAAAAACAAAAAAUGCAGUUGGUGGAUCUGACGGUAUAUGUGAAUGAAGAAUGUCAAUCUGUAGAAGCCACAGAGGAACCAGAGUUGAAGAAGAAGAGGAAACAGAAGCCGAAAGCUGCAGCAGAAAAUGGCUGUAGUCCUACCACUCCACUGAAAAAGUGUAAAAAGAAAAGGAAUAUGCAGACAGAAGAAACAUCUCAGGAAAAUGAACACACUGUAAAGGUUCCUGAGAUUGCAGCUUCUGUAAUGCCCAAAAAGAAGCUAAAGAUGAAGAAUGCCUCCUCCAAAUCUGACUUUGCCUUCUUUCAGGGUCAAAUAAAAACCCCCUCUCCACUCUUCUGUAAAGUUAAAUCUAAAGGCAGCCCCAGUACACCUUUGUCCACCAUCAAGACAUUCCAGAUUUCAAAGUCAGAAACUAAAAAAGUUACCUUUGGACUCAAGAACAACAAAACAACUGAAUUCAGGAAGACGGAUCGUAGUUUGUUGGUGAGUCCUGUCGGAUCAUCCCGUGUGGCAUUUGACCCUAAAAAAACACCAAUUUGCAGUGUGCUUAAGUCACCUGCUUCCUCUCCAUCUGUCAGUGUGAAAAAACUCACAGCCAAGAGAAGACCGACAGCAGCAGAUUUCUUCUAAGAACAGAGAACUUUUGAAUCUCUUUAUGCUACAUUUAUAUUGCAUUGCUGUUUUGGUUGAGGAAUGUUAUUUGAAGGCUCAUGUUGAAAAUGUCUGUGAUUGUCAAUCAACUGUUCUGAUUUAUUAUUAUUAUUAUUUGUCAGUAAUGCCCCCGUGACCCUGAAGGAGAAGCGGCUUAGAAAAUGGAUGGAGUAAUGUCAGUGCAUUUGGUGGUAUUGUCUGUUUUAAAGUCAUCUGAUCUAAACAGGUGUUAUUUUUAGUGCAUUGUAUGAAAGGUUUUCUGAACACAGGUGAGGCCUAGAGUUAGGCCUAGAGUUAGAUGCAACAAACCAUCUCUAUCAACAUCAUGUAUCUUGUAACUUUUUUAGGAGUAGGAAAAAAUGUCCUUAACAUUUUAAAUGCAGGUUAAUGGAACAAGAUUUGUUUAAAGCAAUUUUUGGAGCAUUUGUUGUUCCAUUUUUCAUGAAAUUUAAAACUGGCUGUAAAAGUAAAAGGCAACUGGCAUUUUCAAUUACAAAAAUGGAGGUACAGUGUUUUGUACGGAUGACAAUUAUUGAUUUGAUAAUAUUCUAUAAAUGUAAUAGUUAAAGCAUUUGAAUAAAUUAAACAUUUACUACUUUUAUGAACUCUGGCACCGCAGAUUGCACCUGUCAUUAAAUCUGGUGUGGCUGUGUGUGCUUUGUUCACAGAGCAAAAAGUUCUCUUUAAAAAAAAAAAGAAAAAAAAAAGGUAUGGUUUCUGCUCUUCUUGAUAUUUGAAGAGGAAAAGUUUACUGCAGGCUUAAUCCAUCCCAUACUGUUCAAUGUGAGUACCACCCUGUUUUUAAGAUUAAGUUUAUGAAUUAGGUUUUAUAAUUGUGUGUUUUGUGAGUUUGGUGAAGUAAGAGUUCACUACGCUGGACACAAUUAUCCAGAGCAUUGUCAUUAAUCGUAGUCAGAGGGAAGUAAAGGUUGCGUAAGGUAGCCUAAAAUGUGUUUUUGUUAUAGCAGAGAAUUAAACCCAAGUCUCCAACAUACAGGACUACACUGUGACUACAGAGUUCUAUUACUUCUAUGUCUGCAGAUAUAGGAAAAGCAUUUAAUUGGUGUAGAGCAGCGGUCACCAGUCUUAUCCGUAACGAGUAAAUCAUUAAAAUCAAGGAGAAGCACACCUGAUUCCACUUGUUUAAUCAACUGCUUUCUUGAAAUUGCUGAUUAAUUCUAUUAGAUACACCUAUGUAUUUAGAAUGAAAAGUUGUGGAAACACCUGCUCCUUCUGGACAAGACAUGAUUCUAAUUAAAAAACUGAAGCUGAUACAAAACAAAACCGCUAAACACAGAGAAAGGUACAAUCUUUUAUUAAAUAUUAAGGCCUCAUAAAUGGAAGCGUUAACCUGAGUUGGCCAGGGCUGCAACUGACCAAAAAGUCACAAUUUUAUACUUCUGGGUAAGGGGGACUUGCACCUGGCUCCCCAUUGGCCCUCCUAAUUAAGUCAUCUCUUUUUUGAUUUUCCAGUUGUCUUCUGAGAAAAUUCCCACCAAUGUUUCCAAACCCCAAAAGUAACAUUUUAAACUAGCUGCAGGCCAAAGAGACCAAGGCCACUAUCGACCUUACAACUUGGUCUCUAUAUAUGCAUGUUUUCUCCCUUGGAGACAUCUCAGUACUGAUAAGGAAUAAGCAGAUACCUUUAUUACUGAUAAAAAAAAAAACAAGCAGGUGUUGUUAAUACUGAUAAAUGAUAAGCAGGUGUCAUCACAGGCGUGUGCCUCCCCUGGGAAAAACUUGGCACACAUCACUCAUCACCUGCAACAUUCUCAAUCAUAAUACUGGCAUUAUUAUGAUUAAUAAAACUUUCAGUGCAGUUGGGUUCUAAUUAUGCAAGCCCAGUUAGCUAUCUUAUGGGUUUUCACUGGGCUCCCCAUGAGAAAGCAUUAGCCUUGCAUGUGCAAGCCCAAGUUAUUCCUGUAACUCCCCAUGGGUUGUUGUUGGGGCUUGUAUGGGCUAUCCAUGAAUCUAGUUGGGUUUUAAAUCAAACAAAAUAUUUGGGUGUACUUUUGUGUGAAUUUUUAUAAACAUCAUUAAAUAUAUUAAGACAACAUUUUUAGUAUUUUUACAUGACUGAAGUUUUCAACUAAUCUGAACAACGGGAACUGUUUAUGGGAAGAGAGAGAGGAGGGGAAAAACGGAGUUUCCCUCUUGCACCUUUUUCUCCCCCGCCCACUGCCGAUGAACCAUCACCUUAAGAGUGAACAUUUACAGUUGUUUUCUGUGUGAUUUACUAUUUCUAAAAAUAAAUUAAUCUUGUUUGCAAUAUUACAUGAAACCUAGCAAUAAAAGAUUAUUUUGAAAAAA
Pygocentrus nattereri (red-bellied piranha) is the source of this 5428-nucleotide messenger RNA. Its product is annotated as ribosomal RNA processing protein 1 homolog B-like. Gene Ontology annotation, cellular component: nucleus; preribosome, small subunit precursor; preribosome, large subunit precursor. Lineage: Eukaryota; Metazoa; Chordata; Actinopteri; Characiformes; Serrasalmidae. The transcript has 17 exons. The record is from RefSeq and is a predicted model, not a curated record. Gene Ontology annotation, biological process: rRNA processing. Bases 41 to 3097 code for a protein of 1018 amino acids.